Ostrinia nubilalis (European corn borer) is the source of this 5016-nucleotide messenger RNA. RefSeq lists its product as uncharacterized. The transcript has 18 exons. The record is from RefSeq and is a predicted model, not a curated record. Lineage: Eukaryota; Metazoa; Arthropoda; Insecta; Lepidoptera; Crambidae. Bases 149 to 4924 code for a protein of 1591 amino acids.
GUAUGGUGAUAUACUCGCGACUGGUUCUCGACAACGCGUCGCUCGGAUCGCCGGACGACGAGUGGCAUGACAACGACACGUUCUCUGAACAUUACCAAGUCGAUGUCUCCACCGAGCUCUGGACCGUAAAGUGAAGAAGCUACGAUCAAUGCUGUCAGCUGAUGAAGACAUAACAACUGAACUGGACCGAGUGGUCUGCCGGCUUAUGAAGUUAGCACUGAGAACCACUAGGCGGCGCCAGUCGCCGUUACCUAUGAAGUGGAUGCAAUGCAAGAUGCUGGAUUUGCUGAAUCUGACAGAGAAGGCGAUAGAGAAGAAGAAAAAUCAUUAUGUGGAAACGUAUCCGUUGAAAGCUAUUUGUUAUGAUGACCAAAUUGCAAAACAAGAAGAAUUUAAUCUUAGCAAGAUAAAAGAAGAUGAGACAGCGAACGAAAUUGUGCAUAAGUACCGUCAUUUAGUUCGAUCGUCAGGUAACACCACUUCAGAAGAUAUGCAAAAAUAUCAGUACUACGAUGAUAUUAGCCAUAAAAGUAGUAAAGAGUUUAUAAAAGAUGAGAUAUCCAGCGAUUUAAAUUUCGAAGACAUUAUACGCUCACCAUCCCUGGUAGACAUAGAACCAGUUCCUGAUCACCCCAUAAAACCAAGAAAGGUCUCAUAUGGCAGAAAUGAUACUCCCCUAUCCAGAACGCAAGCAUGGCUUGAAGAAGAUGUUAAAGUAGUUAGAUAUCCCAAGCAUAGUGCUCACGGAAUCAGUUCUGGUGACACAGAUCAUAGUGUGAACAACGUUGUCCGUUUCAAAAACAAAAAGAGUCAUAGAAAACACAAAAUAUCAGCUGAUGUCAAAGAAGCAGACUUGGACGUUAAGCGACGCAAGAGAUCUGCAAGCAAAACUUCUUAUGAUAAACAUAAGUCAAAGAAUGUUGAUAAGAACAAAAACAAAGAUAAAACUAGCAAAACACGCCUGAUAAAGAAAGUUGCUAAGAAGAAAUCCAGUUAUAAUAUUUUGAUUAAGAGUUGCAGCACAAAAGUUUCAACGGCGAACUUUGGGAAUAUUGUAAAAUCUAAGAGGAAUUUAAAGCCAAAUGUUAUGCAACCGUCGGCAUCUAAACCGAUUCCUGAGAUUUUGAUGGAUAUUAUCAACAUGGAUACAUGUAUAGAGAAUAAAACUCAAGAUAUUGAUGUUCUAAGACGCGAUAACUUUCAAGAUGUCGAUUCUAUCGGAGAAGUUAAUUUCGAGUCGAAUAUUGCAAAUACUGAGGAAAGCCUUUUGAUUGACAUAGUGAUGGAUGACAGAGAAGAAACGAUUGCCCUGCGGCGUACUAUAGGGACCGAGGCCGAUGACGAAACUGUGCUCUUUGAACAGGAGACUAUCCUAGGAAGCUUGACCAAUAUUAUGAAAGCUGACAGCUUUUAUGACAAACACGAAACUGAGAAUGUGCAUUCGCAAACUAUAUUCAUUUACGAUAUUAAUGAACCAAGCACAUCUAAAGGCGUUCGACACGUGAGCAUGGAUGUCCAAUGUGGUCCCGAUGCUACAAACAUGUCUGCAAUGCUAUCUGCAACUACAUCGUUUACCAAACUACCCAAAAUAUUCAAUACUGGCAUUAAAAUUGGAGACUCGAUAUCUGACAUACAACAUUCUUUUAAACCGAAAGAUGUCCCCUGCCUUACGAAGGACAUACAACAUAGUGGAAAAAAUUGCAACGAUUUUGGCACUUCGACUAAUGAAUGCACCAACGCCUUUAAAACCAUAUCUCCUAGGACGAAGUCAGUUGGCAUUAGAAUAAAAGAUUCUGACACUAAUAUUAGAGAAAGAGUUGAAAGUGGAACUAUGACUCUCGAAAACGAAAUUUCACAUGCUGCCGCUUCUAUUCCACACAGUUUUGAUUCGGCAACAGAGACCCGACUGCUGAAACCCGUUUCCAGUCGAAUCAAGAUGGAAGAUUCUGGUUCCGAGUUUUGCGAAAGCGUGGGAAGCUUUCGGAAAAGUCAAUAUCCUUUCGCCAAUUUGUCGAAAAACACUAGCGAUUCCCAAAUGAAUUCGGUUUCGUUCAAUAAACGGCUGCCAAUUCGCAACGCCAACCUGAAGAAAAUCAUCAAAGACGAUGCACCAAAACAAGAAGAUAAGAAAUCGACAAGAUCGAAUGAAUGUCCAAAAACUGUUAAAUUCAAUAGGAAUGUAACAAAGGUAUCAACUAAGUUGGUGGCAAGUUCUGUAUUGACAAAGCCUAAUAAACCUUCUUUUGUGACGAAAAAACCUUCUAUGACAUCAGCUACAUGCGUCGUUAAGAAAGAUGGCGAAAAACCAAUAAGAUGCUGUAAAAAAAGUUAUUUGCCAGUUUAUUUAAAACGAAAGCUGGCAAUUAAAAAUACCAACAAUAAUUUGAUUCAACAGAGUGAAUCGAGUAAUACUAUCACUGAAACAAAACCAAUUGUCCAACUUCCUGACGUCGUUGAGUCUAUUAUAAACGACGAUAAUAAGAAAGAAUUAUUGGACGCCGUAGACUUUGAGUUUGAGCCAAGAGAAAACGUCAGCUACGUUAUUUUUAGAAAUGAAAUUGAGACUAACAAAAGUACCCCUGUACCUGAAAGUUCUUUACCUCCUAGGGAAUGUUUAAGGCGUAGGGAUAAUACAGAUAAAAGAUCGCCUAGUCCACAGUCGCAAAAUAGUUCUGCAUGCUCAUCACCUAAUAGUAUUGCUACUGUAAGAGCACGACCAGCAUCAAAGAAUACCCCUGAUCGACGUUUUUCUACUUCAUCUAAUAAAAGUAAUCUAAGCAACAGUGCAUCUGAAACUACGCCAGUUAAAACUAAGAAGUUUACGAAAAGAGCUAAAACCAAUAAAAAACCACAAGAAAAAGAAUAUGACAAUAAAGAAAACGUCCCGGAAUCUUCAAGAAAAAGCAAAGAAUCUGAGAGAAGUCCACCUAAGACAGCUUUUAUGAGAAACAAAAACGUAUUUAGAGCGCAUGUAACGGCAGAAUGUUCUCCACAAACUGCAUCUACUUUGUCCAGACACAGACCACAAACAGCUAAUAAAUCCAAUGUAAGAAUACCUACAGUUCCUUGCUCUAGUGAGAAACCAGCAAGCAGCACUUCCUCAAGACCUUCAGUCUCCAAAAAAAGCUUACCAAAAUCACGCACGUCUUUGCAUUCCGAAAAUAAAAGUGAUAGAAAUUUAAAUAAAUCGGAUUUAACAUCGUUAGGUUCUCCACCACAAAAUUUACUUAAUGCUUCAAGUGAAGACGUUACGAUGAAUAUUGUCGAUAAUAGUUUAUUAUCAGAAUGGAUGAAUUCUACCUACAAAAGUGUGAUAGAAAGUCACACAAGCAACAUAUUAGCUGCUAUGAGACAACUAGUUGAAGAACGGUUAGACUUUAUUGAACGACUAUCAGAUAAUUGCUUAGAAGUUGACUCCAAAACUGUAGUUUUGAGUGAAGAUCAGCUUGAAAGUCUUUCAGUCAGCGCAUCAACAAGUUUCCAUGACAGUUCUUCGCUAAACAAUAGUUUUGGAACUGUUAUUGCGAAAGAAGAUGAUUUAAACAGUGUAGAUAUCAACGACAUACAGAACAUAGUUAACAAUACUCUUGAUUCCGUUUUGGGCAAUGAAUCUAUAGUAAGUUUAACCGAUUCGAGACGCACGACCACUGAUCUUGAUUUACUCUCGUUUAAAUCUCUCACAUCUGCUUCUAAGAUAUCUGAAUAUUUCUUGGCGGAAAGUUCUCUAAAUAACAUAACUGAAUCCUUGCAAAAUACAAGGAUUCCCGUGACUGGUUCUCUUCGGGAUUUAUUCGAGAGAAGAAAGCAACUUACUGUACAGAAUCCAGGAGCCCUGGCUGUACAAGCUUUUAGUGGUUUUUCAAUGAAUAUUGAGCCAGUAGCUGGCGACCAACCCGAUCAUAUCAACAUCAUCGAUUCUGAAACUGGUAGUCUGGCUCUGGAGUUUACAAGACAAGCUACGUCUGAAGAAGUGUUCAUAUCAGGAAGAUCGUCAUCCAGUUAUGAAUCUUGUCUCAUCGAUGAGGAUACUGUUGUUCCAUAUUGGCUGUUCCAGAUUAUAAGCCAGCAGCAGUCGGUCGACGAAGAGGAAGAAGAUGAGCCAGAAGAGUUACUGCCUAUACCAGUGCCUCUACCAGAGCCGAUGUACGAUGUCAACGGCAACGUAUUAGAGGCGGGCCCGGGGGCGGGUGCGGGCGACGGCCGCGGGAUUCACAGCGACCACUCGCAAGACAGCUCGGGACGCGGGACAUCGCUCAGCUCUAGUGCCACAUCGUCUGGGCCGCAGAGUGAACAUUAUCGUUGUGAAAUAGUUGCUCUUUUGGAGCCAAUGUACGAUGUGAACGGCAACGUAUUAGAGGCGGGUGCGGGAGACAGCCGCGGGAUUCACAGCGAUCACUCGCAAGAUAGCUCGGGACGCGGGACAUCGCUCAGCUCUAGUGCCACAUCGUCUGGGCCGCAGAGUGAACAUUAUCGUUGUGAAAUAGUUGCUCUUUUGGAGCCGAUCUACGAUGUGAACGGCAACGUAUUAGAGGCGGGCCCGGGGGCGGGUGCGGGCGACGGCCACGGGAUUCACAGCGACCACUCGCAAGAUAGCUCGGGACGUGGGACCUCGCUGAAGUCUAGUGCUACGUCGUCUGGGCCGCAGAGUGAAAUGGCAAUUCUAAUCGACCCGUCAGCGUUCACGGCUCAUUACGACCUGACGCGCGAACCGGUCAGCAGCUCUGUCAUCAUGCCGAUACCGCUGCCUCUGGAGUCCCCGGAAACGUCCUAUAUGACUGCUGAUGAUACAGCACGAACCAACGACAUUCUAAAUUCGAGCGGCGAAGGUUGCGAGCGAGCAACCGCCUCUUUGCUCGCAGCGAGCGAUGCGGAUGCUGACGUCAGCUCAACUGACACUGACGUACCUGACUCGUCUGACAACUGAUCUGAAGUACGUGGACUCUUUACUCGAUGAUGUGAUUGUUUAUGGUGCCAAAUGUGAGUGUGCGUUUAAAUUAUUAGUGAAUAGUUUUGUUU